AAAUUAGUGCUGCCAACUUGCGAUGAGAGCUCCCGUGAUAUGCCAGUGUUACCAGAUGGCUAUUAUAGUUUUAGUUCCCUGUGAAUACCAAAUACGCACAAUUGUUUUGAGUGAUGCUCAAGCUAUAGAAAUGGAAAAGCUGAUUACACCCCCCAACCAGAUUGGACAUCUAAUACUAAAGGAUGAUGGAGCUGUUCUUGAAUCUGGCGGCGAGCUGAAAAAUGAUGAGCGCAGCGCAAACGUCAUAAUGGGUUUACUGAAUCUGACUGAAAGUAUUGAUGAGAAUUUCAUGCCCAACAGUAGCUGUGAACGCAUCACAAUUGACUAUGAGGAGCACAGUUAUAGUAUUUGCUUGUCGAACAAACGCAUUUAUGUGGUAAAGUUGAGCAAAACUCACAGUGGCAAUGGUGCAACAACCAGUUCCCCCUCCUCGACUACAUACAACGACACGGAGUUUGUCGAAGGCAACAACGCUAGCAGUUCAACCGUGCUAGCUUGAAAACGAGAGCACAGCGCAUGUUGCCGUUUUUGUUUGAGGCAUUCGCAGGAACGGCAUACGCGGCCCUAUAAUUGGAGAACUCCCUUUAUCUAUAUUUUACUUCUUUUUAUUUGUCAAAGAAUACAUCAUCUGUGAGCUCUUGUUCGAA
Messenger RNA from Scaptodrosophila lebanonensis, 647 nucleotides. It is a transcript of the gene Lamtor4, whose product is annotated as ragulator complex protein LAMTOR4 homolog. Gene Ontology annotation, biological process: cellular response to amino acid stimulus; positive regulation of TOR signaling. Gene Ontology annotation, cellular component: Ragulator complex; lysosome. NCBI's taxonomy places the organism in Eukaryota, Metazoa, Arthropoda, Insecta, Diptera, Drosophilidae. The transcript has 2 exons. Gene Ontology annotation, molecular function: guanyl-nucleotide exchange factor activity. The record is from RefSeq and is a predicted model, not a curated record. The coding region runs from base 23 to 499 and encodes 158 amino acids.